AUGGCCGUGGCCACCACUAACGGGGACGUGCCCGCCGUGUGGGACGAAUCAAGACAGCUGGGCCAGUUGUUUAUGAUGGGCUUUGAUGGUACAUCCGUCACUGACCAGGUCAAGGUCUUGAUUGAGAAGUACCACGUAGGCUCCAUACUGCUCAAGGCCCAAAACCUCAAAUCUGCCGAACAGGCGACCCAGCUUGUGCUGGAUCUCCAGACUCUUGCUCGCCAGGCUGGUCAUCCAGUUCCCCUCUUGAUUGCUCUUGACCAGGAAAACGGUGGCGUCAACAGCCUGUACGAUGAGGUCUAUAUCCGUCAGUUCCCCAGUGCCAUGGGCUUGGCUGCUACCGGCUCCAAGAAAUUGGCAAAGGACAUUGCCAGAGCCACCGCUCAAGAACUGAACUCGUGUGGUAUCAAUUGGAUCCUGGGCCCGGUGUUGGAUGUCCUGACCAAUGCCAGAAAUCAGCCUCUUGGUGUUCGAUCCGUAGGCGAUGACCCUCAUGAAGUCUCGGCAUAUGGCGUUGAAUGCAUCAAAGGUUACCAAGAAGGCGGCGUUGCGACCUGCGGCAAACAUUUCCCCUCUUACGGCAAUCUCGAAUUCUUUGGCGUCCCAGACGAUGUGCCUACCAUUACAGACUCGCUGGAGAACCUGAGCCAAAGCGCUUUGGUUCCUUUUCGUGCAGCGAUCGCCCACGGCGUUGAUUCGAUGAUGGUCGGGGGCGUUGCCAUGGCGUCUUCUCAGGUCAACGUAAUGCAUGCCUGUCUCUCGGAGCAGAUUGUCCGAGAUUUGUUGCGGCACGAAAUGCGCUUUGAGGGCGUCGUCGUUUCAGAAUGCCUGGAAAUGGAGGCUCUCAGCCGCAACAUCGGCAUCAGUGGUGGGACAGUUAUGGCCUUCAAGGCCGGCUGUGACCUGAUCCUGACCUGCCGAACUCUGUCGGUCCAAGAAGACGCCAUCAAUGGUCUAACGGCUGGGUUGGAUAAUGGUAUGAUUGAAAGAUAUCGUGUGCAAGAGUCGGUGCAGAGAAUUCUCAACAUGAAGAAAAAAUAUACCUCCUGGGAAAAGGCGUUUGCGCCGGCAGGAAUCGAGAAUCUCUCACGAUUACAGCCUCUUCACACAAGCCUGUCAACUACAGCUUAUAACAAAUCAAUCACCGUGGUUCGAGAUCAGAAAAACUAUCUGCCUUUGUCGAGAGUGAUUAAAUCCGAGGAAGAGCUCCUCCUGUUAACGCCCUUAGUCAAACCAUUACCGGCGUCCGCACUAUUUCAUCUCCUGCAAAAUGAGGCGUCAACAGUACCCCAUUUAGGACGAAGUCCCAGUAUCGAUACGAAUACGUCGAUCAUGAGUGGUGAGCAAGUCUUCCGAGAACUUGGCCGCACGCUCGCCCGAUAUCGCAAUGGCAAAAUCUCUCACACUUCAUAUACCGCAAAUGGAGUGAGACCUCUCCAUGAAAACCUCUUGAACCGAGCACGGGCAGUGAUAGUCAUUACGGCCGAUGCGGGUCGAAACAUGUAUCAAAACGCAUUUGCAAAACAUAUAUCCAUGCUGUGCAAGUUGUCGGUGGGAGCGGACGGCACUCCGCGAGAAAAACCUUGCGUUGUGGUCGCCGUCAGCUCCCCUUUCGACUUUGCAUCGGAUACGUCGAUUGGAACAUAUGUUUGUACCUAUGAUUUCACCGAGACUGCCAUGCAGGCGCUGGUCCAAGUACUUUAUGGUGAGCUUACUCCGUCUGGUGUGUUGCCGGGCUCAUUUAGCCAGAAGCAUCAGACCAGCCACACCAGACAACAGUGGCUUGUGGAAAGCUUCAGCGAAGAACGAGACUCAGCAGCACUGGACGCCCUCCUCAUUCAAUCACUGAAUGAGCCUUCGGUGAACGCAGCAGCGCUGAAGAACGCCGUGACCGGCACUUUUCUCCUCCGUGAUCCGGAUGUGGAAGAGGCGCAUUUUGUGGUCAGGAAUAGCAGCACAAAAGAGUUGUUUGGGUUCUGCACCACAUAUUAUUUCAAGAACAGCGGCGUUGGGCAUAUCGGUGCCAUCAUCGUGGACCCUGCGCGCCGACGAUUAUCCAUUGGUCACUCUUUGCACGACCGUGCUGUCCGGGCGUUACUCCAGAAGAAAGGCAUCACCAAGUUUCAGCUUGGUGUGAGGUUCCCGCACGUGUAUCUGGGGAUUCCUAAACUGGAUCCGGUGGAAUACAAACGCCUUCGCCAGUGGUUUGCGAAACUCGGGUGGAACGUUUCGCUUUCGACACCCGUGGCAACCAUGGUAAUUCGCGAUUUGUCAAUCUGGAUUGCUCCCGAAGGCCUAGCUCAGGCACUGACAAGUCCUGAGGUCAAAUAUGAUCUGGUUCACGGAGCCGAGUACGCUGAAGUGAUGAUGGAACAUCUCACAAGAUGCGCACGGACGGAUGUACGAGGCAUUUACCAAAUGGCCCUUGGCAACAAAGAAGGCUGCGGCAUCAUUCGAGCUAAACGGGCAACUGACCAGUCUAUUCUAGGCAGUAUUUUGAUGUGCCGAGCGGAGUCUCGGAUUGCCCGCCAUGUUCCGUCGCUGUACAAACAGGUUGGCACGGCGUGUUUGUCGUCCCCAGUCAUCUCGACCAUGUACAGCGAUCGAGUCUCGCUUUUCCAAGGCCUCGUCCUAUUGGGAAUACGUCAGAUCAAGAAACAAGGCUUGCGGACAUUGCUCCUGGAUUAUACCCGCGAAGACCUUUCAAUCAACGGUCUAAAGGGCUUGGGCUUUACCAUCAGCAACAGUUUUGAGGAAAUCUCCAGCGAUCCAGUUCACUGGACAAUGAUGUCCGCGACAUGA
Messenger RNA from Cladophialophora psammophila CBS 110553, 2802 nucleotides. RefSeq names its product murein transglycosylase. NCBI's taxonomy places the organism in Eukaryota, Fungi, Ascomycota, Eurotiomycetes, Chaetothyriales, Herpotrichiellaceae. Gene Ontology annotation, molecular function: hydrolase activity, hydrolyzing O-glycosyl compounds; acyltransferase activity, transferring groups other than amino-acyl groups. The transcript has 4 exons. Gene Ontology annotation, biological process: peptidoglycan turnover; carbohydrate metabolic process. The record is from RefSeq and is a predicted model, not a curated record. The coding region runs from base 1 to 2802 and encodes 933 amino acids.